Molecule: messenger RNA, 707 nt
Organism: Saccostrea cuccullata (small rock oyster)
Lineage: Eukaryota; Metazoa; Mollusca; Bivalvia; Ostreida; Ostreidae
Product: integumentary mucin C.1-like
Exons: 2
Coding region: 157-660 (167 amino acids)
Source: RefSeq, a predicted model, not a curated record
UCAAAGAUUUUGCUUUGCUGGAUCGUUUUACAUGCUGGAGCCAAUGGACAAUCACAAUUUUGUCAGCUUUACGAUGAAAAUAACACUGUUUUGACUUCAACGAUUACAUUGUCAACUUCAGAAUGUAGCUUUAAUUGUGGAACGUCGCCAACAUGCAUGAAAUUUAGUGUUUGCAAACAUGCACAAACAGAGAAUUGUACGGAUUAUACGGCGAUUAGCAGAACAAACUGCGGACAUUCAGCCUCAAACAUCGUGUGUAUCCUGUUUUCCAAGGAAAAGAACGCAUACACUCAACCUUCAACCGAACAGACAUCAACUACUGCUGUGGAAUCAACUACAGUGAGUAAUGAAAUAACCACCGAACACUCAUCAACUUCAAUUACAACAACUACGACAGUUAGUUCUACAACGACUUCACAAACAACAGAACAACCGACCACAACAACAACACAAGCAAUAACGACUACACAACCAACGACAACAGUACAACCGACGACAACGGCACAACCGACGACAACAACAGCACAACCCACGACAACGCAACAAACAACAACAACACAAACAACAUCUACAUCAGCAGCAACCACAACAACUCCAGCAACAACAACAACAACAACAGUGGACCCAAUGUGUAUUUCUUAUCCUGCACUUUGUCAGUGAAUUUAUGUUUUGAUUUGUGAAACUGUUCCAAAAAAAUAAGAAUAAAU